Molecule: messenger RNA, 1791 nt
Organism: Suillus subalutaceus
Lineage: Eukaryota; Fungi; Basidiomycota; Agaricomycetes; Boletales; Suillaceae
Exons: 18
Coding region: 1-1791 (596 amino acids)
Source: RefSeq, a predicted model, not a curated record
AUGUCACACCAGAGAAAAACUUGUCUCAAGUUUCAGUCUUUCUCCUACAAAGAAAGGGGCCGACUAUCCCAAAGAAAGGACUUGGAUGUUGUAUAUGUCACCCACAAAAAAUCAAAGGAAAAAAGAGGAAAACCUUCUGAGUCACAGGCUGUCCUGAUCCCUCCUAUGAGAUUUCACAACAAGAGUCGUCAGAAUCCUGUAGUCCAUGAAAAAGAACAAAAUUUAGUCCUCAAGAACUGGAAGGGAUUCCCAGAGACUUUGACAGGGAGCUUCAUGGGGAUUUCAGUUCACAGAAAUCGGUACCGUGAAUUGAUGAGGGCAUCUCGCCAAUGGAGGGAUUUAAUGAACCGGAAACAAUUUGGAUUUUGGCAUGAUAUUGUGGUAAAGCCAGGGGCCAGUUAUUUGGCUCUGUUUUGUGUGGUCUGUCCACAGCCUGGCAUCAACAUACCCCUCACUUGGCAGGACCAGUAUGAAAGUCUUGGAUCUACAACAGUCGUUCUGAGCUGGCUGGCAGACAUAUGGUUAUAUAUGGACCUUGUGCCUCAGCCAGCCAGCCAUGGGUAUAUGGUGACAGAGGCUGAUUAUCAGGCUCAUUUAUUGUCAGCCAAGGAGAGCAAGAAGAGGUUCUCUUGCAGCAAUCACCAUGCUGUUAAUACAGCAAAUGCAAAUCGGAGUAAUCAGAUUAGAGCAACUGGAGUGGCUGCUACUGCUUGUGCAUGUCAUGGAUGCUUUGUUUCUCACACUGUGGUAGAUUUUCAGAAGGAUGAACGGGUGUCAGUGGUGUAUUCAUUUUGUGGAGUGUAUCAACAACUCCCCAGGAUUAUCGCUCCCCAAAAAAGGGAAAUACUGACAGCUGUUGGUAAAUUCCAUCUCAGCACGCACAAACUCCCCUGCUUUGCAAGAUUUAGUCUUAACUUCAUCAAGGGUGCUGGCCAAGUGGAUGGAGAAAUUUUGGAGACUUUUGGGGCAUCUUUUAAUGAAAUAUCACCCACUGCACAGUCCAUGAGUCAAUAUCAUCGACAGGAAAUAUUUGAUGAUCACAUGAGAGACUCUAAUUGGAAGAAAUUGGUUGGAAUCAUCAAGACUCUCUUGAAAAAGCAUAAAUGUGCUGUCAAGGGUGAAAAGGAUGAGAAGAUUGCAGCAGAGCUUCAGGGGGAACAUCUUGACAUUUAUCAUUUGAAGAUUAAUAAAGCCCCCACAAUGGCUGAGAUCUGGUUAAGAUUAACUGAAUUGGAGACUUCUGAAAUAGGCAGGCCAGGAUCUAUUUCUUGGAUCAUUCAGGAGGGAAUAGAACUGGAUACAGCAGAAGCUGAUGAACAAGCCUGGGAAGUUGCAGAUGAAGAUGAUUCAGAAUUGAUUGAUGAAGAAAUUCCAGCAGAAGAUAUGGGCAUCUGGAUGCCAUCAUCAAAAAGAUCUGAUUGGCUCUUGGUUCAUGAGAGUCAACAAGAUGCUUGGAUAGAUGAAUUCUAUAGGGUUAACUGGUUAAAGGCAAAGGCUAGUGGAGGAGAGGAUGUAGAGAACAAGUUUAAGGACCAUGUGUUGUACCACAUGAUGAAGAAUGAACAACCGGACAACUGGCUUGCAAUAAUCACACUGGCCAGGAGUCUCAGGGUUGGUGAACAACCGGCCAGACUGGAUCUGCAUGUAAUAGGAGUGAUGCUGGCCAAAUCACACCAGUCAUUUAUCAUCAGCACUUUCAAAGUGCUGAUUCUGUCUGGGCUGGUACAAGGUGUUAUGCUGGCCAGGGAAUGGGUAAUACAGAAUGAUACCGGCCAGUGUGCUUCUAUGUGA